GUAACGCCUGAUAUCAUGUCACUUCAUAACACAUGACGUCUGUCUCUUCUUUUGGAAGCAGAGUUGGCUCAAACAAUAAUGGCUCGGAAUUUCCACCCGUCUGUCAUCGGCCCGGAGGCCUGGGAGGGCUACAUGUUUUCUGAUCUGGAGAUCCGCAUCAAAGAGUCCACAGACCUCUACGGAGCCGUACUCUGGCCUUCGGCAAUGGUGCUGUGCCAUUUCUUGGAGACCAACCGAGAUAAAUACAACCUGACAGACAAAAAUGUGAUUGAACUGGGUGCUGGGACUGGACUUGUCACCAUUGUAUCAAGCUUGUUGGGUGCUAAGGUGACCUCCACUGACCUACCAGAUGUCUUGGGGAACCUCCGGUACAACGUUGUGCGCAAUACCAAGGGUCGAUGCAAGUACAUCCCAGUGGUCACUGAGCUGAUUUGGGGUGCGGAGGUGCCGAAGCGUUUUCCUCGCACCACACAUUGUUUCGACUACAUCCUGGCAGCCGACGUGGUGUACGCACACCCGUACCUGGACGAGCUGAUGGAUACCUUUGACUACCUGUGCCAGGAAAACACACACAUUUUCUGGGCCAUGCGUUUCCGCCUGGACCCAGAGAACAACUUUGUGGAUCGCUUCCAGCAGCGUUUCCACCUGGAGGAGCUGUAUGACCUUCCCAGCCUCAGUAUCAAACUGUACAGAGCCUGGAGGAGGGACACGAGGACCACAGACCACAGAGAGACUGCUGCCUAAAGUCUGAACACAGACUGACAAUACAAUGUAUGUGACUGCCAUCUGAUUUAUUACCUGUCCUUCUAAACGGGAAAGCGUAGUUGUUGAGUAUUUUUAAUGAAUCUUGUGCAAAUGUCCCAAUACCUUUCUACUCUGAGACUUUUUGCAUGAAUUAUGUUAUGUCAGGUAGGAAAAGUAUCUCACAAAAUCUAUGCCUUCUUAAGUCUAGAAUGUCUUAAGAAUAACUUUACCUCUAUCCCAUAAGUAAUAUUCUCCAAAGUUGGAGCCAUCGCUGCUGUUUAUUUAUCUUGAGUUAGUCAUCAGGGGAACAUUAACAACUGGACUGUUAGCCUACUAGCAUGACUGACAGCUGAUCAUUUAAGUACAGUUAAAUCUGUAUCUUAAAAUAUAAAUGUGUGUGACCAUGUGGCAAACAUGCAAGUCAUGACAUCGCCCAUAAAAAUAUGAACUACCGCUUUUAAGCUUCCAGAAUCUCGACUUGGGGUGGGGUUGAGGUUUCACAUCAGGAAGUUCAGAGACUCUGGUUGGAUGAUAAAUUGCACAAAACUGACACCAUGCUCUGUUGGAGAACUGAAACUGCAAUUAAUACCAGCGAGUGUGGUCAUUUUCCCAUAGAUUCCACUCAAACUGACCUGAGCAACUAUUGAAUAGAUGGCUAUUCAAUAUCAAAUUGCUACUUCUUGGUUAGCUUCAGCCAGAAAACCAAAAGUCUACAGCCUACUAAAUUAAAAUCUCAUGGUAAUGGUUAAGUUGAGGGGUAAAGGUUAAAGUUAAGGGCUAAUGUUUGAGGUAGGGGUUACAAGAGAUGGUAAUGCCAGUUGGCUAACUGGCCAGCCAGCUAGCUAGCUAGCUAGAUAGCUUGUCGACCAUGUUUACACAUCUCAGGAAACUGAUUUACUGUAUGUUCUGUUCUAUUUUGACCCAACUAGCUUUGCAUUCAACGGGUAAACGGAACUUUAGAGUUGAUGAUGAUGAUGUACCUUGCUCCCAAUCAUAUCGGCUGGUUAGUUGAUUUUUUUUUUUUUCGUCUUUACUUGAUCAACAAUAAAAACAACACAAACUUUAAAGUGAAACUGACA
This is a messenger RNA of Solea senegalensis (Senegalese sole), 1823 nucleotides long. RefSeq names its product protein-lysine methyltransferase METTL21E-like. NCBI's taxonomy places the organism in Eukaryota, Metazoa, Chordata, Actinopteri, Pleuronectiformes, Soleidae. The record is from RefSeq and is a predicted model, not a curated record. Gene Ontology annotation, molecular function: protein-lysine N-methyltransferase activity. Gene Ontology annotation, cellular component: cytoplasm; cytosol. Gene Ontology annotation, biological process: peptidyl-lysine methylation. The coding region runs from base 79 to 744 and encodes 221 amino acids. The transcript is spliced from 4 exons.